Molecule: messenger RNA, 3151 nt
Organism: Lampris incognitus (smalleye Pacific opah)
Lineage: Eukaryota; Metazoa; Chordata; Actinopteri; Lampriformes; Lampridae
Gene: p3h1
Product: prolyl 3-hydroxylase 1
Exons: 15
Coding region: 1-2571 (856 amino acids)
Biological process (GO): collagen metabolic process
Cellular component (GO): endoplasmic reticulum
Molecular function (GO): iron ion binding; procollagen-proline 3-dioxygenase activity; protein binding
Source: RefSeq, a predicted model, not a curated record
AUGGGGACCCGCUACGCGCGUGUAUUUUUGUGCCUUAUUCCGAUAUGCAUGUCUCAAAUACAAUUUAGCAGCCAUGCUACUUUGGAGCCUUACGACCUGUUAUUCGACAGUGCCGUUGAAGCCUACUACAAGGCGGACUGGAUUUCGGUUAUCCUGAACAUGGAGAAAGCGAUCAGGAACAAGGCUGCAGUCCGCAAGGUGAAGACGGAGUGCCGGAUAACGUGCGCCAACCGGACCGCCUUCAGCGAGCCCCUAUACGGCUACGGCCCGCCGAUACCGGGCGCUGGUGCCGUCGAGGACCUCGGCUUUUUCCAGCAGAUCCUCAAACGGGCGGAUUGCGUGAAGUCCUGCGAAAAUGAGAAACUUGGCCCAUCCACUCUGCACAAAGUGGGCGAAGAAGUGGAGCUCGAGUUUACAAAGAGGACACCAUACAAUUAUUUGCAAGUCGCCUAUUUUAAGAUCAAUAAACUGGACAAGGCAGUGGCAGCGGCCAACACCUUCUUCUUGGCUAAUCCAGAUCACCUGGAGAUGAAGCAGAACUUGGACUACUACAGGAUGAUGGCGGGAGUGAAUGAGGAGGACUUCAAGGACCUGGAAGCUCAGCCGCAUAUGGCAGAGUUUCUUCUGGGGAAGCGGUAUUACAGCGAUGACUCGUUUGGUCUGGCAGCUGGACACUUUGAAUUGACUGCAGAGGAGUAUUUCGUAGCAGAUAGAGAGUGCAGAGUGCUGUGUGAGGGAGCCCAUGAUUACGAUGGGUACAACUACAUGGAGUACAAAGCUGACCUGUUCCAGUCCAUGACAGACCAUUACAUGCAGGUGCUGAACUGUCAGCAGCGCUGCGCCGUAGAGCUGGCCUCAACUGCAGGCAGAAGCAAGCCUUUUGAGAACUUCCUUCCCUCACUCUUCAACUACCUCCAGUUCUCCUACUACAACAGUGAGAAGUAUAAGCAGGCCAUAGAGUGUGCCAAGACCUUCCUGCUGUUCCAUCCUAAGGAUGAGGUUAUGAACCAGAACCUGGCCUAUUACUCUGUCGUGUUCGGGGAAGACAAGGCAGAAGGUGUUUCCCCCAGGGAGGUGGUGAAACGUUACAUCCAGCAGUCCUUACUGGAGAAAGAGCUGCUCUACUUUGGCUAUGAAGUCUUUGGAAUCACCUUUGUGGAUCCAGACACAUGGACUCCCGAGGACAUCAUGCCUCAGAAACUGAGAGAGAAGCAGAAAGCGGACAGGGAGACAGCGGCCCGGAUCACAGAGGAGAUUGGGAACCUAAUGAAGGAGAUUGAAACCCUGGUAGAAGAGAAGAAUAAGGACUCGUCAGACUUGGCCAAGUUAAUCACCGAACCGGAGAGUGGUCCUCUAUUGUAUGAUGACAUCAAGAUCACCAUGAUGUCCAAACAGCUCAACGGGUCUAAUAGGGUGCUGCUGGAUGGCGUGAUCAGUGAUGACGAAUGCCGGGAGCUCUACCACCUUUCCAAUGCUGCUGCUCUGAAAGGUGAUGGCUACAGAGGGCGCCCUUCUCCCCACUCCCCAAAUGAGAUGUUCCAGGGAGUUACCGUCCUAAAGGCUGUAAAGCUUGGGCAGGAGGGGAAGGUGCCUCUUAAGAGUGCCCGUCUGUUUUUUGACCUGAGCGAGAAGGUGAGGAAGAUUGUGGAGUCCUUCUUCCAUCUGAACACAACACUUUACUUCUCCUACUCACACUUGGUGUGCCGCUCUGCAAUUGAAGAAAAGCAAGAGGAACGUGAGGACCUGAGCCACCCUGUCCAUGUGGACAACUGUCUGCUGAUCUCUGAGCUCAAUGAAUGUAUCAAGGAACCUCCUGCAUACACACACAGAGACUACAGCGCCAUCCUAUAUCUAAAUGGAGAUUUUGAGGGGGGAGAUUUCAUUUUUACUGAGCUGGAUGCUAAAACAAUCACGGCUGAAGUGCGUCCAAAGUGCGGUCGUGUGGUAGGGUUCGGCUCAGGGAAGGAGAAUCCUCAUGGUGUGAGAGCUGUCACCAAGGGCCAGAGAUGUGCUGUAGCACUGUGGUUCACCCUCGACCCAGCCCACGAGGAGAAGGAAAGGAUCGAAGCACAGGAGAUGCUGAAGAUGUUCUCUACCCCCCUGAAUGAGGAGUUCAGCAAAACAGAGGCGAAAGACACCUCAGAAUCUCAGCGCACCCCCUCAGACCAUGAAUCAGCACAGAUGUCAGCAGACAAAACCAAUGAAAAACCGGCCAAGAAACCUGAAAAAUCAGCCAGCACAAAGGUUGAAACCCCACCUGCUGAUGCGCCAAAGGAUAAGGCUGCGGAUAAAGCGGCCAGCAAAAAAACAGCCACAAAAGUGAAAACUGCCCCGAAAGCAAAGGCCAAAGCUGGAGACCAGGCCAAAGCCAAGACUGCAGAUAAGGUCAAGUCAAAACCCACAGCUAAAACAGUGGGCAAACAGACAGUCAAAACAAAAACUAAGCAGACGGACAAAAAGGACGCCAAACCAGUUACAAAAAAGACUGCGCAAAGCUCUGUAGAAAAGGAAUCCAGGGAUCCUAAAACAGACACCGCAUCAGAAUCUCAGAAAGACAAGGACGAGCUGUGAUGCAAACAGAACCUGACUUUUAUUUUUUUCGUGGUGUCUAUUUUUCUACUGCUUGGAGUACUUUAUAAAGGUUUCUUCUGUGGGAGUGCUGAAUCAAAGUGCGAAGUUGAGUUGUAAAAAAUGUUAAAUGUCUUUUAAUCAUGUGGUCAUGAUGUUACCUAGAAUUGCAAGCCAUGUUGAAAUACCAAGGGACUGCAGUAUUGUUGAGGGCGGUCAAUUUUUAUUACAGUCCUAUAUUGAUUAGAAGUUUUUCCUUUUUUUUUUUCUCGAGAGAGUCCCCUUCAGUAAUUAAAGGUACUGUAACCCUCUUUAUCUGUUACUCAAAGCCUCAUACUUAAAGAGAUGGUGGUGUUUUCAUCAUGACUACAAAAACGCAAUUCAAAAUUUUGAUGAGAGGUUUUUAUUAUUUUUUCGUACUUCUAAGUGUGUUUCUGUUGCUUUUCAGUAAUGAGAAUGGAAAAGCAGACGGAGAAGAUGAUAAAACUGAGUUGAGCAGAUUUACUUUUAUCGUGAGGAUAAAUGAAAUAAAAAUAAUGUUUAUCAACUGUGGUGAGUCUGUAUUAUGGAAAAUGACAAGUUU